AUGUCUUCAACUCAGGCUGAUUCAGAUAUUGUUGACUGCACCGACAGUGCUGAUUUCCGCGACAACGUUAUCGUUAUGGAAGUCGACAAUCUCCUCGUAGGAUGGCCGGCAUACGAAAUCAAAUUCACGCCUAAAAAACCAGGUCCCGUGAAACUCAUCAUUCGUCUGAAAGACGCUGUCAAAUUCAUGCAUGUUGAAGAGUCCACUGACAGUGAAGCUGAGUUGUUGUUUUCGAGCAAUGGACGGAAGAGGGCCCGCAAGAACAAGAAAAUCAAGACCGGCUCCGCUAUUGAAGCAAACACGAUCGUGAACGCUCUCGCAGCUCUCAAAAUCACGUCUACCAGUUCUGAUAGUACCUCGUUCCACGCGAAUCCUGUACGAUUGGUCGGAAUCAGGGAGCGUCCACCUGCUCCUGUGCGUGUUCCUCUCAAACCCAAGUUUAGCGAUGACAACAUACCAUGGCCGCCUAUUCGCCCUCGUCGCGCUCUCAGAGAUAUCAAGACGGACGAAGGAACUAACCUGUUUGAGAUGGUCAAAGCCAUUCCUGCCGCUGUUGCCCCUGACAACACAUACACUUAG
This is a messenger RNA of Suillus clintonianus, 579 nucleotides long. RefSeq lists its product as uncharacterized. Bases 1 to 579 code for a protein of 192 amino acids. The record is from RefSeq and is a predicted model, not a curated record. The transcript has 4 exons. Lineage: Eukaryota; Fungi; Basidiomycota; Agaricomycetes; Boletales; Suillaceae.